Molecule: messenger RNA, 1092 nt
Organism: Symbiodinium necroappetens
Lineage: Eukaryota; Dinophyceae; Suessiales; Symbiodiniaceae
Source: the annotation of a GenBank genome assembly
GUGGAGCCCCACGAGUCUGAGCGUGCUGGCCGAUUCGUGCGACAGGCGAAGACAGAGUGCGGCAUCCACACUCGUACCACCUUCGCCGGCGCACCUCAUGGUGGAUCUCUGGUGGACCUCAUGGUCAAGGAUCCGGCCGACAUCAAGAGCCUCACUGCCAGCGCAGUGAAGACCAUCGAGCUGAACGAGCGUCAGGCCUGCGACGUGUUCUGCCUGCUCAGCGGCGCCUUCAGCCCCCUCACCGGCUUCAUGGAGGAGAGCGCCUACAACUCGGUCGUGAAGGACAUGCGUCUGCCCGAGAAGCAGCUCUUUGGCCUCCCGGUGACCUUCGAUUUGCCGGAGGUUGAUGGCAUCAACAAGGGUGACAAGCUGCUGCUGAAGUGGAAGGGACAGGAUGUUGCCGUGCUUGAGGCCUCGUCCAUCUGGAAGCCCAACAAGGUGGUGGAAGCAAAGGAGUGCUACGGUACCAGCAGCCUGGAGCACCCGACUGUGGCAUCUUUGGUGCAGGAGAUUGGAAAGUACUACAUCGGCGGCAGGAUGCACGGCUUCGAGCUGCCCAAGUUUGGAUACACCACUCAGACUCCUGCCGAGGUGCGUGCCACAUUGCCGGAGAACAAGCAGGUCGUCGCGUUCCAGAAUCGCAACCCGAUCCACCGUGCCCACUUCGAGCUGUUGGUGUGUGCUCAGAAGGACGUGAAGGACUCCAUUCUGCUGGUGCACCCCACCUGUGGCCCCACCCAGCCGGGUGACAUCGACGGCCUGGUGCGAAUCCAGACCUAUGAGGCACUGAAGACGGAGACCGAGAAGGAGUACCCAAUGUUCAGAUGGGCCUACCUGCCUUACAGCAUGAAGAUGGCGGGUCCUCGUGAGGCAAUCCAGCACAUGAUCAUUCGGAAGAACUACGGAGCCACCCAUUUCAUCAUCGGACGUGACAUGGCUGGCACCAAGAGCACCAUUGACGGAGAAGACUUCUACGGAGCUUACGAUGCGCAGGAGACGGGCAAGAAGUACUCCGCUGAGCUCGGCGUGACUGUGACCCAUUACGAGAACAUGGUCUACGUUGGCCCAGAGGAAGGCUACGUACAGGACUGA